Molecule: messenger RNA, 2517 nt
Organism: Cherax quadricarinatus
Lineage: Eukaryota; Metazoa; Arthropoda; Malacostraca; Decapoda; Parastacidae
Source: RefSeq, a predicted model, not a curated record
UACAACAGUGUGCGACCAGACAUCACAGAGUGAGGGUGCUGCGUCGCUCUCUCAGGUGUUCGCGAGUGUGAGAAAUUAACGUUCCUGUCUAAUGUUACUCGGUGAUUUUGCGUGAAUAAACCCAACUUUUAUCCAAACAACUCAUUCCUGCAGUCUCAUAACAAGGUGUGAGGGAAAACAACAACUGGCGAGGGUAAAGAACAACAGGACUGAGCGUGGAGGAGGAGGAUGGCUACCGAGGAGCGGCUAGAUUUGAGCCUAGACCAGGUGGUGGUGGCGGAGCCAGGACCUGGUAACUCAUACCUUAUAAACAACAACACCUAUAUCAGUGAGGAAGAUGUCUACAGUGGCUACAGAUGCGCUCGUCUGGGUCUUCUCCUGCCGUUCUUCUCCGAGUACACUUGGCCGGAGGGAGUGCGAGCCUUUUUGUACCUGGCGGGGCUCCUCUACUGCUUCCUGGGCGUGGCUAUCAUCGCUGAUAUCUUCAUGGGUGCUAUCGAGAAGAUCACCAGCAAGACCCGCAAGGUUUAUCUGACCUCAGAGAAGGAGGACGAGCCGGAGGUGAUAGAGGUGCGGAUCUGGAGCGACGCAGUGGCCAACCUCACACUAAUGGCCCUCGGCUCGUCAGCGCCGGAGAUCCUUCUCUCCAUCAUCGAAGUCAUCGGUAACAACUUCGAAAGCGGCGAGUUGGGCCCCGGCACCAUCGUAGGCUCGGCCGCCUUCAACCUUUUCAUCAUCUCUGCUGUCUGUGUCAUGUCAAUCCCCAACGGCGAGACCAGGAGAAUCAGAGACAUAAAGGUGUUUGGAGUGACGGCGGUGUUCUCGGUGGUAGCGUACUUAUGGCUGCUGAUCAUCCUAGUGGCGGUGUCUGCGGACGAGGUGGAGGUGUGGGAGGCGCUGGUCACGGUGCUAAUGUUCCCUGCACUGGUGCUGCUGGCCUGGCUGGCUGAGAAGAACUUCUGUGGCGUCCCCAACAAGACCGACACCAGUAAACAAAUUGAGCUUGGCAAUUUUCAGCCAGGUGAGAAGGAAGCGCUGAUGCCAUGUGAGGAUUGUCUGGUGUGUAUAGGGUUAAGGCCCCGUCGUGCCCUCCCUGCGGACAAGUUCCUGAGACAGCAGCAGUAUUUCAAAGAUGGUCGUCUGGAUCGUGAUGGGUUGGUUGCUUUCAUCAAGGAGGUUAAGAACUAUCCUGGACUCACUGAUGAGGACGCUGCUGUGCUUGCUGCCUCCAAACUUGUUGAAUCGCAGAGCCAUUCUAGGAUGUGGUACCGCGUGGGUGCUGUGCGUAGCAUGACUGGUGGACGCAAAACUCAACCUCAGCUCUCGUACAAACUUAAAGAAACUAUUGAAUCUCUAAUGACUGCUAGAGACAGUGUCUACAGUGCCAUGAAUGAACAUCCUGAGGCACCAACAGUGGGUGAGGUACCCAAGGUGACCCCUAGCAAGAAUGCCAUCAUCGACUUCCAUUCUGGCUCCUGUGCUGUUAUGGAAAACAUUGGGAAAUUUGAAGUUGCCAUAUGUCGUUCUGGCAGAACUGACAAUGAAGUUAGUGUCAGGGUUGAAACUAUAGAUGGAACAGCAACAGAGGAGCAAGAUUAUGUUGCCAUCAAUGAGGUCAUCACUUUUAAACCUGGAGAAACAGAGAAGUUUGUUGAAGUGGAAAUCAUCAAUGACAAUCAGUGGGAACCAGAUGAGGAGUUCUUCUUGAAGAUAUCACUGUUGUUGGACCGAGAGAAGAGAGACGGCGUACAACUGGGGCGCAUCUCCAUCAUGGAAAUAACCAUCCUUAACGAUGAUGAGCCCGGAAUGGUUAUGUUCCAAAAGCGAGGCUUCCUGGUGAAAGAGAGUGUUGGGAAUGCAGUCAUCCCAGUCGUGCGCAAGAAUGGAGCUGACGGUGAAAUUUCUGUGAAAUGGCGAACUGUUGACAAGAGUGCUAUUUCUGGCCAUGAUUAUCAAGGUGGGGAAGGCACACUUGUCUUCAAACACACAGAGAUUACACAAAACAUUGAGAUUCCUAUCAUUGAUGACAUGGCCCCCGAGAAAGAUGAACACUUUGAGGUUGAAUUGUUUGACCCUGAAGGUGGUGCAAAGUUGGGUCAAAUAAAUCGAACUGCAGUUACAAUUACAAAUGAUGAUGAUUUUAACAAUGUUUUGAGCAAUAUGAUGAUGAUGACAAAUGCCAAUCUUCACUCACUGCAAGUACACCAUGAGACUUAUAUUGGUCAGAUUAAAGAUGCUCUCAAUGUGAAUGGCGGGGAUCUUGAAAAUGCAUCUGGCAUGGACUAUUUCAUGCACUUCCUUACCUUUGGCUGGAAGAUAAUCUUUGCACUGGUGCCUCCACCCAGCAUCCUUGGUGGCUGGUUGUGUUUCUUUGUCUCUCUAGCAGUAAUUGGUGUUCUCACAGCCAUUAUUGGAGACUUGGCUGCUAUUUUUGGUUGUCUUGUAGGCCUUCGUGAUUCUGUUACAGGUGUGUCUUUUCAAUUAGCACUAAAUCUUUUUUAAUUAAUACAGUUUUAG